Messenger RNA from Morchella sextelata, 222 nucleotides. RefSeq lists its product as uncharacterized. Bases 1 to 222 code for a protein of 73 amino acids. The record is from RefSeq and is a predicted model, not a curated record. Lineage: Eukaryota; Fungi; Ascomycota; Pezizomycetes; Pezizales; Morchellaceae. The transcript is spliced from 4 exons.
AUGAUGCAGAGGGAGCUGACGUUAGAAAAUGGCAUCCUUCGGACCAGAUGGAUUAGAUAUCGAAGCAUGGACCGAGGCUUGCCAAGACAUAGUGCAUCGAUACAUGUAUGUGUCUCGUUUUAUGAGCCGAGGGACAACUUUUAUUUUUUGGCGUUUUGGGCUUGUCCCCAUGGCCAGGUCAAAGUGUUUACCUCCCUUUUCCACGGAGGUUAUUCUGAUUGA